AUGGAUAUUUUGAUCGCGAUUUGCCUCGGUCAUAGCACACGACGUCCUCGGCGGCGGCUAAAGGCAACGAAUUUGCCGAAUAUCAGGCGGGCAGAUGAUCGUGUGAUGCGACGGCUUGUUCCGCCGGCUUUCUCAAUCCCAGACCUUCGCCUUUCACAGCCGAUGAACGGCGGACCUCAGAGGGGUCCAAAACCGAGUAUAGGUUGGCUUAAAGGAGUAUUAAACGUCACCGGUGUCUUAAAACUAAAGAGGAUGGAAAGGAGAAGAAAAGAACACGACGGAAAUUUACAGCCAGGCGGAGAGGGAGAGAGAGAAUUUUUACCUCCCACCAGAGACAACAGAGAGCCUAACUCCUUUGCCGACACUUCACAGCCCUGUUUAAGCAUAAAAUAUGCCAGGGAGCUGAAGAAGUAUUCAUCAGUGUUGAUAGGGUAA
Molecule: messenger RNA, 435 nt
Organism: Striga asiatica
Lineage: Eukaryota; Viridiplantae; Streptophyta; Magnoliopsida; Lamiales; Orobanchaceae
Source: the annotation of a GenBank genome assembly